AUGGGUUUGAGAGCUGAGCUUGCGAUCACCAAUCAAAAGCUCGAGCAAAAAGAGUCGGACAUGCAGAACUUUGCUGAGGAGAGAGAGAGGUUGGUGCUCGAGUUGGAUGCUUUGAGGAAGGAGAUGGAGAGUGAAAAACAACGACAGAUUGCGACAGAAGAGGAGAGAACUACGACACUAAAUACAAGACUGAUUGAGGAGAAGAGACUGGAAACCAAACUGGCCACUGUGGAACACGAACGACAAGAAGCUGCGCUCACGAUCGCAAAAUUGACUUCCGAGAAGGACGACAGCUCCAAGGAAUUUGACGCCCUAGCAUCUCAGCUGGAAAGCCUUACCAUUGAGUUAGAACAAACUAAGCAAAGCCUGGUCGACAAUGGUACUGAUUCAGACUCGAAGCUCAGGACCCUCGAAGCGCAGCUCCAAGAAACGCUAGCAGAGAAUGCAACGCUUAGCAAGCAGAGCCAACUCCUCAGACCUACGACGCCUAUGAACAAGACCGUCUCUUAUGGCAGAUCAUUUUCUAUGGGAAGCUUGAGCCAAAGAUCAGGCGCGGAAGACUAUUUUGUUCGCUCAGAGUCCGACUUUUCGGAUAUGGGCAAGGUCUUCUCUGCCAACGAAGCUGUCUUUGUCCAGAAGAUCAAGGAGCACGUUGACAGUCUGGAACACGCCAGAGAUCAGCUCAAUCAUGUGUAUAAGCAAAGGUUUGAAGCCAUGAAUGACGAGAGGGCUCGUCGUGAGGAACAGCUCGAGUCUCAGCAUGACACCGAACUCGAAGCCGCUCGCAACAAGCUGAGAGCAAACUACCCUCAACCUCCUCACAACACUGGCGCCAAGAGUUCGGCUUCUACUACGCCCUUCGACGGACACGUCGACGAGUUCCACAUGGAAGAUACACGGCUUGCCUCAGAACAUGCAGAGCGACUUGCGAACAGAAAAUCGCAGGUUCAACAUCAUCACAAUCUGCAGUUCCAGGCCCUGAGUGAUGAGUAUGACAAGAAGAUUGCCGAAUUGCUAGGCGAGAAGGACAUGCUAGACUCCGACCUCAGCAUCGGACCUGAACGCUUUGAGGAAAUGUCUGAGCAGAUCGAUCGUCUGCACAGCGCAACCAACAGUCCGGCCUCUAUCCGUCAUAGACCCUUGCGUUCACAAACCUCCAUUGAGCAUUUCCACGGUCAAGGCAACCAGCACCUGUACCGCAGCAUCGAAACUUACAAUCCUACGGCACGAACAGACUCGCCUAGCUUUGCGCGCCCUCAGUCUUCCUCUGCCGAGUCGCACACUUCGCUACGUCGUAAGAGCAGCCAUGGUCGACUUUCGCAAUUCAUUGGCAAGAUGUCGCCAUUCUCUUCCUCUCGCUCUUCUCGUUCUUCGGCUUCUGGUCCUUCCCGUCCUCACACCACAGGUCACCGCGUCGUCUCCACUCCACCUCCCUCUUCACGCCCCGAGUACUCGAAACACUCCAUCAGCGAAGGCUCAAGCACGAUAGGCAGAAACAGUUCACGACGUCCCAUGACUGCAGACGACCGCCAAGCCGACGACAUGGAUUUCUCCAUUGCACCUGAGAGAUUCGAAGCCCUCAGAGAAGGCCAAGAAUUGACGAGUGAAGAGUUGAGCAGAAGAGGCAGUGUGGUUGGGAGUGAACAUCAACCCCCACAGCACAAGAGUCCUAAGAUCUUGAGGCAUAUUUCGGGGUCCAUCAGGAGGAAGAUGGCUUCGUACGAGUAA
Messenger RNA from Aureobasidium melanogenum CBS 110374, 1728 nucleotides. RefSeq lists its product as uncharacterized. The transcript has a single exon. The record is from RefSeq and is a predicted model, not a curated record. The coding region runs from base 1 to 1728 and encodes 575 amino acids. NCBI's taxonomy places the organism in Eukaryota, Fungi, Ascomycota, Dothideomycetes, Dothideales, Saccotheciaceae.